Messenger RNA from Astyanax mexicanus (Mexican tetra), 1089 nucleotides. It is a transcript of the gene msrb2, whose product is annotated as methionine sulfoxide reductase B2. Gene Ontology annotation, molecular function: peptide-methionine (R)-S-oxide reductase activity. Bases 136 to 675 code for a protein of 179 amino acids. Gene Ontology annotation, cellular component: cytoplasm. The transcript has 5 exons. Lineage: Eukaryota; Metazoa; Chordata; Actinopteri; Characiformes; Acestrorhamphidae. The record is from RefSeq and is a predicted model, not a curated record. Gene Ontology annotation, biological process: response to oxidative stress; protein repair.
UACAUUGGUUGUUGAGCGAGGGAGGGCAAGUGGAGUAAGCAGCAGUAAAACUACUCUGGCGGGAGGCUGCACAGUUCAGUUCAGUCACCAAGCUUUUAUUCAGGAGGAGGGGUGAAGCUCAAUUCGUCCUGCAGGAUGUCUCGCUUCGUUCUUCGAUUUAUGCCUUUUGUUUCUAAAGGAGCUGCUGCAAAAUCACUGUUGUCUAAGAAGAGGAUUACACUGAUUCGAACACUUUGCAAAACUUCUGAUCUUUUAUCGCUGACACGUUACGAUGAGUCUACAGACUGGCAGAAGAAGCUCACUCCAGAGCAGUAUGUGGUCACCAGAGAGAAAGGCACUGAAGUGCCAUUCAGUGGAAUAUACUUAAACCAUAAUGAAGUGGGCAUGUACCACUGUAUUUGCUGUGACGCACCACUCUUCAGCUCAGAAUCAAAAUACGACUCUGGAACCGGGUGGCCCUCUUUCUCUGAGGCUCAUGGGACGUGGGAGAGAGACGAGAGUCACUCCAGCGUCGUCAGGCGCCCUGAUAAUUCACUCGGAAGCACAGGAACUGAGAUCAUCUGUAAGCAGUGUGACGCACAUCUUGGUCACGUAUUUGAUGAUGGUCCAGAUCCAACAGGCCAGAGAUUCUGCAUAAACAGUGUCGCUCUGAAUUUCAAACCCAGACAGGUCUAACACUAUCACAGAGGUUCAGAGGUUCCCCUGUCGAUGUUCUGCUCAGACUUUGAGCUUUCACCAGUGUGUAACGUGUUCUUCUGCUGAUGUCAGUCUUAACUGAGUCUGAAUAUAUAGAGGUCAUACUUUAGGCUGAUUUCCAAAAAAAGAGAAAGAGAGUAAAAUAUCUACACCGUUCUACUGCCUGUGUCUGUACUGUCAGCUCUUUAGUUAACAUGAUCCGGAGAACAUGUACACUUAUUUGUACAGUUAUGAUGUAUCAUGAUUUAACAAAGCCUUUAACAUGGAGACCAUGACUAUGAAAUGAAAUAUAAGUAUCUGGAAGACAUACUGGUAUUUAUGUGUAUGUGUGUGUAUUGUACUGAAAACAUAUGCAUUGAAUCUACUGGAAUAAAACACAGUGAAUAAAUACAA